AUGCCAUAUCAUAACAUAGAUGCUGCAUUUCGGUCACCCAAGUUGAAUGAAUGUUACAUUUUCGUGAAAGAAAAGUUUAUAGUUUUGAAUUAUGCUCCUGGAGAGACAAAAAAAGACGUUAUUGAAGCGCCGAGUCUUAUUUCUAAAGGAUCAAUGAUCGCUCAAAUACCUUUUGCAAAUGUAAUAGAUUGUGCCUUUAACGCUGAAGCAAAUGAUGGAUACAUUUUUUCUGGAAAUCAAUGUGCCAAAAUGAAGGUAGCAGCACAUUCAUCUGAGUGCAGUUUACUUACUGCAGGUAAUAUUCCAAUCCCUGUCAUGUUUCCUUAUCUGAAGGAUACACCGCUUAUAAAUGGAAUAGAUGCUGCAAUAAGAUCUACUGAGAAACAUGUUUUCUUAUUCAAAGGAGCUGAAUAUUACGUUAUAGACUUUCACUCUGAGGAUAUUAUAUCUCAUGACUCUAUUGGAAAUGGUUUUCGUAGUUUGGUUGGUACGGUAUUUGAGUAUGGAAUUGAUGCUGCUUUUUCUUCUCACGUGAAAGAUGAAGCUUACAUUUUCAAAGGAGAAUAUUUUGCACGUAUAAAUUUUGCACCAAACAAAACUGAUGGUGAUUUUAUUGUGGGUGGUAGAAUAAAGUUAACUAAUGAUGUUUGGCCUGCUCUUUAUGACAUAUUACAUUACUAUCCCUAA
Vicia faba (fava bean) is the source of this 687-nucleotide messenger RNA. NCBI's taxonomy places the organism in Eukaryota, Viridiplantae, Streptophyta, Magnoliopsida, Fabales, Fabaceae. The record is from the annotation of a GenBank genome assembly.